Musca vetustissima is the source of this 447-nucleotide messenger RNA. Its product is annotated as lachesin-like. Lineage: Eukaryota; Metazoa; Arthropoda; Insecta; Diptera; Muscidae. The coding region runs from base 1 to 447 and encodes 148 amino acids. Gene Ontology annotation, cellular component: neuron projection. The transcript has 4 exons. The record is from RefSeq and is a predicted model, not a curated record.
AUGCUUCCGCCCAAUAUCGAUGAUGCAUUGACCUCCAGUGAUGUCAUUGUGCGUGAAGGCGAUAAUGUCACCCUGCGUUGCAAGGCGAAAGGUAGUCCCGAACCAUCGAUACGAUGGAAACGUGAUGAUGGUUUGAAAAUUGUCCUCAAUAAAAGUACGGAAGUUAGCGAAGUCGAAGGUGAAUCUCUGGAAUUGGAACGUAUCUCACGUCUCCAUAUGGGUGCCUAUUUGUGCAUAGCCACCAAUGGUGUACCACCCAGUGUCUCGAAACGAAUUAAAGUUAGCGUUGACUUCUCCCCCAUGGUGUGGAUACCCCAUCAAUUAGUUGGCAUACCAAUGUAUUUCAAUAUAACGCUGGAAUGUUUUAUUGAGGCGAAUCCGACAUCGUUGAACUACUGGACGAGAGAGACGGAUCAAAUGAUCACCGAUUCACAUAAAUAUAAGUGA